Molecule: messenger RNA, 2477 nt
Organism: Ceratitis capitata (Mediterranean fruit fly)
Lineage: Eukaryota; Metazoa; Arthropoda; Insecta; Diptera; Tephritidae
Gene: rngo
Product: protein DDI1 homolog 2
Exons: 6
Coding region: 456-1865 (469 amino acids)
Biological process (GO): proteolysis
Molecular function (GO): protein binding; aspartic-type endopeptidase activity
Source: RefSeq, a predicted model, not a curated record
AAUAUACGUUCUUUGUUAUAAAAAAUUAAAUUGUUUUGGAAUUAAAUGGUUUUACCGUGAAUAGGUCUGGGUAACACAAACAGCGCUGCCGUUGCGACGCCAUUAAAGAAAAUUGCAUUCAAUACAACAACAGAAACAUAAAGUUCUCUAGACCGAAAGAACGAAAAUCAGAAGUAAUCUAAACGUGAAUAAAGUUAGAUGCAAGUGGGCAACUUAAGGAAAAUAUAAAAAAAGAACACGAACUGCUGAAAAUCUCCUGUUUUUGGUGACGAAUCAAAGAAGUGGAACGUUUACGCAUUACUUGCCAUUGUGUCCAUAUACACUAAUAUUAAAUGUUUUUAAUACCGAACUGAAUAAGUGCUAAAGAUUAAAACCGUGCCGAGCUUUGUAGAAAAGUUGUGGCAUUCAAACGCAUUUAAGUCUAAAUUCAUUAAGUUAAUAAAAAAGAAACAGAAAUGAAGAUAACAGUAACUACAAUGUCUGAUGGUGUGUUUUUCCUGGACGUCAAUGAAGAGCUAGAGUUAGAAAACUUCAGGGCAUUCUGUAAAAUGGAAAUGGAACUUGGCCUACAAACGAAUGUUGUUAUUCUUUUUAAUGGUUCUCCUUUGACGGAUGACAAGAAACAACUCAAAGAUUAUGGCAUCAAAGAUGGUGACUGUGUAAUAGUACAAAAUGUACCAAUGCGUUCAGGGGGAGGCUCCCCAGCAGCUGGUGGACAAAAUGCCCCACCGGCGGUAAGCGGCUUAGACUUCACUAAUAUUGUUGUACCCGGCACAAGUGGUAGCAGUACUUCUGGCCUGCCACCAGGAUUUCGUCCUGAACCAACCGGUAUGGAAUACUCCGAUUCAGAUGAGUUUAAUGUAAACUACGAUGAUGAUCCGGCUACAGUACGUAAGAUGCUACUAGCAAAUCCAUCGGCUGUAGCAUUGUUGAAACAGAAUAACCCAAGGCUCGCUGAUGCGUUGUUUUCCAAUGAUUUAGAAGCUUUUACCAAAGUUUUACGUGAACAAAUCGAUCUCAGAAAACAAAGACAAAUGCAACGUUUACGUAUGUUAAACGCUGAUCCGUUUGACGAAGAGGCUCAACGCCUUAUUGCUGAAGAGAUUAAACAAAAGAAUAUUCAAGAUAAUAUGGCGGCAGCCAUUGAAUAUAAUCCAGAAAUUUUUGGCACCGUUACAAUGCUCUACAUUAACUGCAAAGUCAAUGGUGUGCCUGUGAAAGCAUUCGUCGAUUCGGGUGCUCAGACAACGAUUAUGAGUGCAUCAUGCGCUGAGCGCUGCAAUUUAAACCGUCUCAUCGAUACAAGAUGGAAUGGUGUUGCUAAGGGAGUAGGAACCCAGCGUAUUAUUGGCAGAAUACACAUGGUACAAUUACAAAUUGGAAAUGAUCAUUUAACAUCAAGUUUUUCAGUGUUGGAAAAACAGCCAAUGGAUAUGCUGCUGGGACUCGAUAUGUUGAAGCGUCACCAGUGCAACAUUGAUUUGCAACGUAAUGUCUUGCGCAUUGGUACUACCGGUACAGAAACCCAAUUUUUGCCCGAAAAUGAACUGCCAGAAUGUGCACGUCUCAGUGGAGCAAAUGAGGAAGAAUUACAGCUAUUAGAACAAUCAGCUAGCGAGGCAGAGUCACGCGCCAUACAACAAGCAAUUGAGCAAAGCAAGCAUGAUGCAGCGUCUACGUCGCAAAGAUCCCAAGGUGGUGGAACUAGCGAUAUUUCGCCUAAUGAUAGUUUCACGGAAAAUGAUGUUACAGAGUUGGUUAAUUUCGGCUACAAACGUCAGGAUGUGAUUGCCGAGUUACGCCGUCAUAACGGCGAUAAAUUGCAGGCAACUGCUGCCCUAAUUGCAAAGUCACUAACCUUUUGAGAAGACGUUGGCGUCGUCAACACUGUCGCCGCCCUGAAACAGUAAAUUACAGUAGAAUGAGGAACAAAAACAUAUUAUUUUAAGCAAAAAUUAUAAGAUUUAAAUGUACAUAUGUGUACAUUUAUAAAUGUAUAUAAAUAUUGUCCAUUUAUAUACGCAAAAUUUUCAUUAAUUGAUGAAGGUGAAAAAACAACAAGCCUUAGCGGCAAUAUUUAAAAACAAAGCGAAAGCUUUAAGAAUUGAAUAAGCCUACCAUAACAUACAAACUACCUCAGGCUAGAGCAUUUCUUAUUUUAUACACAAUGGAAUGGACAAAUACUGUGGCGGAUUUGUGAGCAAAAUAUAAGACUCGUAUGCGUACGGGAUAGAAAGGAUAAGACACACACAUAUGCGAAGCGAUUAUUCAUUCAAAUUUGGUGGAUUAUACAAUAUCAACUUCAUAAUUUUGGAUACCGAUGGUUCUUCUAAGACUUUAAUAUUUUUUGGUCUAGUCUAGUAAGAAAUUUCGGACUAUCGUUUAAAUAUACAUACAUAUAUGGUGUACGAAAAGGGUUAAUAAAGGUAAAAGUAGUAAGGUAAUUAAUAAACUAACAUGGAAUCACUUAAUAAAAA